Linum tenue is the source of this 852-nucleotide messenger RNA. NCBI's taxonomy places the organism in Eukaryota, Viridiplantae, Streptophyta, Magnoliopsida, Malpighiales, Linaceae. The record is from the annotation of a GenBank genome assembly.
CCUCCCACUUUGUGCCCCCAAAAGCUCCUAUAUCUAUCCCCUCCUUUCCCUCAAACGCUCCAUAGCCCCUUUCCUUUCCUUUCUUCUCCACAAACCCUAAUCAGGAAUUCUCCCUUCCAAAAUCGAAACUUUACAAUCAAAUGAUCAAAACCCAGAAAUCAAACUAACACAAUCGAAGAUCGAAACCUGAAAUCAAGAACGAGAUCAUUUCCAUCGAUAUGACGAGCUGCGGAUUGACGAUGCCAGGAACCGACGCCGCUCUCUUCGGCGCCUCGCCUUCCUCCACCGCCAGAUUGCCCGACCCUGUUCUCCGUGUUCGCCCUUCUCUGGGUCGCCCGUCAAUGGCGUCCUUCAGGACGAGGGCCACCGUGAACGAAACCGCCUCUGCCUCCUCCGGCUGCGCGUGCACGGCACCCGCCGGUGCGGAGAUGAGCUUCUACGACCUGCUUGGGAUACCGGAGUCGGUGAGCCUGAGAGAUAUUAAGUUGGCGUACAAGCAGCUGGCGAGGAAGUACCACCCGGACGUCUCGCCCCCGGAUCGGGUCGAGGAGUACACCCAGAGGUUCAUUCGGGUGCAGGAGGCCUACGAGACGCUGUCGGAUCCUCGACAGAGGGCGCUCUACGAUCGGGACAUGGCCAGAGGGCUUCACCUCGCCUUCUCCGCCAGGAGACGUUCCUCAUACCAUGACGAUGAGGAAAUUGGUGAAAGAGAAGACUGGAGAAACCAGUGGCAAUCUCAGGUCUCUGAGUUGAAGAGAAGAAGCGAGAGCAGGAGUGUAGGUGGAAGUGAUAACGGCGGAGGUGGGGGUGGUGGAGAUUGGUUUCGAUGUCGGAGAAGGUGAGAAGUGGGAA